This is a messenger RNA of Protomyces lactucae-debilis, 1495 nucleotides long. RefSeq lists its product as uncharacterized. Lineage: Eukaryota; Fungi; Ascomycota; Taphrinomycetes; Taphrinales; Protomycetaceae. Gene Ontology annotation, biological process: adenylate cyclase-activating G protein-coupled receptor signaling pathway. Gene Ontology annotation, cellular component: plasma membrane. The transcript is spliced from 4 exons. The record is from RefSeq and is a predicted model, not a curated record. Bases 72 to 1133 code for a protein of 353 amino acids. Gene Ontology annotation, molecular function: G protein-coupled receptor activity.
AUACCAUUGAGUCGACGACGAAGCUGAUGAAUUAGGGUAUUGUAGGCGUCACGAGUCUUUCAUUCGUCGCGAUGCUAGUCAUGGCAAUCUACCUGCGCUUCUCCGACACACGCAGAGGAGUUAUCUUGAAAUGGCGAGCGCUGAGGAGUCCAAUUACGACGCAAUCGCAGAUGCUCAUCCUCAUCUGUCAUUUGGUCUUUGCUCAGGCACUUCAAUUGAUUGGCUAUUUGAUGUCUGCCAUACAUCUUGCCAAAGGGCGAAUCAUCUCACCGAGCUUGACUUGUGAGACGCAAGGGACAAUCAUCUUUAUUUCCCAUAUCCUCACAAACUUCUCGAUUGCGAAUAUUGCAACGCACUCGGCAUACUGCAUAUCGAGGCUGAAACCAAUGGCUCUAAAUUGCUUCGUUCUUCUCAAUGUCGUCACUUGGAUUUUGACCCUUUCCAUCAGCUUGGUCUUUCCACAUAUCCACAACGCCCGCAAUGAUGUGCCUUUCUUCACUUUCGGCAGCAUAGCCUGCUUUGUCAGCAAUCUAUGGCGGAUGGAAAAGAUUCUCGCAGUUUACGUCCCGUGUCUGGUGCUUCUUGGCAUCACUAUCGUUCUAUACCCAUUCAUCAGUUACCGGCUCGUACGCCACUCUGGACGUCUCGGUCGUGCAGGACUUCGCACUCACGCAGUAACUCGUACAGAAAAGGAGAUCCUCCGUGCAUCAAAGCGCGUCCUUAUGUUCCCAUUGGCAACAAUCAUCAUCACACUACCGUUUCUGACAUUGUCCAUCAUGGGAUUUCAAAAUGCAAAAGUGCUGGAGGAAAACUCAUGGACAAUCAUGCUGGUUGGCAUGUGCAUUGCAAUUGCUCCACUCUUCGCCUGCAUCUUCUUCUUCUUCAUGACCUCAUUCUUCAGAUCAUCUUCUUCAGUAGACACUACUGAAAUGUCCGAGCUUGCAGGCAGUGAGGCGGGUGGUGUCGACUUGCCCUUUCCCAUGGACGGAGAUACCGUCAAGACCUACAUCAGUAGUCCAGCUGUCAAGGACAAUUCAAUCUACUACUCGUUUGAGACAAACUUCUCAGAGGGCAGGAUCAAGACGGUUGACGUGCAACCAGGCUUUGUCCUUCCUGGACGUUCCCCAAUGUAAUUGCCCACCACUAAGUCAAGCUGCAUUCAUCCCGAGGCCGAAAUAGUUCGCGGCUUUGGUUCUUCCCCUUGCGAUGCUGUCAAGAUGGGACAAUCUUGCCCUUUUUACAUUUCUUCAGAUUCUCUUCUCUCAACGCAGCAUUCGCAAGUCGCAUGUUGUAAUUUUCUCUGGUAACGCCAAAAGGCAGUGAUGUCUACAAAGGCUUCAUCGCUGAUGCUAUUUUUAUCAUGUCUUCCACGCAAUCUGAGUCUUUUCCCCUUCUUCUGAUGUAUCAGUAACCGCAAAACCAGCCCAGUGAGCACGACGAUUGUUCGCGAUAAAGCGGCGAAUUUAUGGGGCUACAUCGCAAGAAGUGCUUCGCA